CUCCACUCCUGCGACCACAAUCACACAGCGCAUCCAUUCCGACCACCCGACCUGCCUGUCCUCCCGAUAAACCUCCUACGACAUGCGGAGCCGACACGCAUAGCCUGCCCUGUCACCCUCGCGGGCGCCUGUUUGCGACAGCCAAACGCUACAGCACCCGUCCACCACGCUCGUUCGUCCGGGUCACCGCCUUGCGCCAGCACAUCUCGACUGCGCGCGCGCGCUCGACUACACUUCUCCGCUCGACGACGCGCUGUCGCUUUGUUGUCACCAUGUCACCCAUUCGCCGCCCUGCGCUCAACAUCGCUCUGCCGAACACCAUCGUCGCAUACCCAUACCACGACUCGAACAUGCCCAAGACGCCAGAGGCGCUACACCGUGGAGAACAAUCAGAGAUAGAGCUUCCGCCGCCACCGCGUGCAGCGCCGUUCAAGGUCAAGCGCAAGCGUCCAAGCGCUAUCUAUCAGCCGGCCAGCAUGCUGCUCGACAACGGCGCCAUUCCGACCAUUGAGAUGUCCGAAGUCCCUACACAAAGGUCGAGCCCAACCUUUCCACCGGCGUCAGCGGACUAUCUGUCGCCUGUGCAUACGUCUGGUUCGUUCUCUCGCGCGCUUACACCACCAAAGACUCCGGAACCCAAACUGUACCAGAGUUUCAGCCAGAUGGAUAGCCCGGCCGAUGAAUGGGACAUGAUCAAUCAGAACAGACCUGCGUUUCAACGAGCAGAGUCGAUCUGCUCAUCCUUCUCCGACUCCUCGAUAUCGUCCUGCGGUAGCUCUGCAUUCUCUGCGCCAACGACUGGCUACGACAGCCCGCAAUCAGAAGCCAACGACCCUUUCGUGGAAGACUUCUCCAAGCACGAGAGACGUCUGCAAUCUCCAAUGCGCCAGGACGCUGCGCCCAAGAACAAGCGAGUGAAGACUCGUCGAGAUGUCAAAUGGACGCAUCAGAUGGACGAUCACCUCUGGAUGACCUUCUCCGCUUAUCUUUCCGACCCUACCUUGACUCCAUUCAAGAUGCUUCCGGGAAGCACACCUCCUAUGGGUGUAUGCGAUCAGGUCGCUACAAAGGCCAAGCGCACUUGGCGUCACCGCAAGACUGGCCCACAGGCACCUGCCUCGAUUGAUGCGGUCCUGGAUGUGGACACCCGCAUGCACCAAGCAGGAUCACCCGAUACCAUCCGUCCCACCGCGCUACAGGCGUCGCAAAACAGAUGGCCAAGGGCCGCUGCCACACGUCGUAGACUCCGAG
Molecule: messenger RNA, 1251 nt
Organism: Zymoseptoria tritici IPO323
Lineage: Eukaryota; Fungi; Ascomycota; Dothideomycetes; Mycosphaerellales; Mycosphaerellaceae
Exons: 1
Source: RefSeq, a predicted model, not a curated record